AUGACUUUGCUAAACAAUAUUCCCAGUCUGUUUUGGAGAGGGGACAAAGUUUCCAGUCUGUUGGAGAGAGGAGACAAAGUUUCCAGUCUGUUGGAGAGAGGGAACAAAGUCUUCAAUCUGUUGGAGAGAGGAGACAAAGUCUCCAGUCUGUUGGAGAGACGAGACAAAGUUUUCAGUCCAAUUGUAGAGAAGAGUAAACAAAGUCUCCAGCCUGUUGUAGAGAGUAAACAAAGACUCCAGCCUGUUGUAGAGAGUAAACAAAGUCUUCAGUCUGUUGUAGAGAGUAAACAAAGUCUUCAGCCUGUUAUAGAGAGUAAACAAAGUCUCCAGUCUGUUGUAGAGAGUAGACAAAGUCUCCAGUCUAUUAUAGAGAGUAAACAAAGUCUCCAGUGUAUUGUAGAGAGUAAACAAAGUCUCCAGUCUGUUGGAGAGAGAUCCAACCUCCGUAAAAGGAUUAAUUCAUCAACUUAUUCGUCUCAGUUGGCUCUUUUAAAUCAGACCAUGAAGACCUUCGCCAUUUUUUCUGCUGUCCUGGUAGCUGUGUCCGCCACGUUUUAUGGUGGCGGAAUAGGAGGCGGCAUUGGUGUGCCAUAUGGCAGUGGUGGAUAUGGUAGCAUUGGUGGAGGAUACGGUGGAUACGGUGGAUAUGGUGGCAUAGGAAGUGGAUACGGUGGAUUGGGAGGAGGAUACGGUGGAUUGGGAGGAGGAUAUGGCGGACUUGGAGGAGGAUACGGUGGACCUGGUGGAUUUGGUGGAUACGGUGGACUAGGGGGUGGAUAUGGCGGACUAGGAGGAUAUGGAGGACUAGGGGGAGGAUAUGGUGGAUUAGGAGGAUAUGGUGGACUAGGGGGUGGAUAUGGUGGACUAGGAGGGUAUGGGGGCAUAAGGGGCGGAUAUAGUGGACUAGGAGGAUACGGUGGAUAUGGAGGAUACGGUAGCAGGGGAUUUAUUGCCGGUGGAAGGAGUGGAUUUAUCGGUGGCGGUGCUGGAGGCAUUAUUGGUGGAGGAAGAGGAGGUAUCAUUGGAAGCAGCUAUGGAAAGCCACCACUGAGACAGUCUGACAUUACACUUGAUAUUAGACUGCUCACUAAUAUCGGACUGCUGCAGGUGUUUUAUAAAGUUUGUAUAUUUGAUAUACAUUUUUCCCCUUAUAACCGCCCCCAAGGACAGGUCCGACACUUCCACCGAGAACAGGCCCGACUCCUCCACCGAGAACAGGCCCGAAUCCUUCACCGAAAACAGGUCCAAUUCCUUCACCGAGAACAGGUCCAAUUCCUCCUCCUGCUCCUCUGA
This is a messenger RNA of Saccostrea echinata, 1293 nucleotides long. Its product is annotated as keratin, type I cytoskeletal 9-like. The record is from RefSeq and is a predicted model, not a curated record. Lineage: Eukaryota; Metazoa; Mollusca; Bivalvia; Ostreida; Ostreidae. Bases 1 to 1293 code for a protein of 430 amino acids. The transcript has 8 exons.